Hibiscus syriacus is the source of this 768-nucleotide messenger RNA. RefSeq lists its product as uncharacterized. Lineage: Eukaryota; Viridiplantae; Streptophyta; Magnoliopsida; Malvales; Malvaceae. The record is from RefSeq and is a predicted model, not a curated record. Bases 1 to 768 code for a protein of 255 amino acids. The transcript has 3 exons.
AUGCCCUCAGAAGUAGUUAAUUUCUUUAAAAGACUUCUAGGCUCUUAUGAUCAUAAUGUUAAAGAUUGCUCCACCAGUCUUCUUAAAGACCUCAUGCUUCCUAUCCCCACUCUAAAGACUAUGAUGGCCUCACUAAGGAAGUCGUUUGUGAAGAGAUCAAAGAGGCAAUCUUCAGUCAAGGAAAUGAUAAGGCUCCAGGCCCUAACAGCAUUUAAUGACACUACAAUUGCCUUGGUCCCAAAGAUUCUAAAUCCCAACAAAGUUUCAGAUUUUUCGCCCUAUUUCAUGAGUACUAUUUACAAUACUCUUCUUGACCAAGAAAUUAUGAAAGGAUAUGGGAAGAAAACAAUUUCACCUAGAUGUGCUUUGAAAAUUGAUCUUCAAGAAGCUUUUGACUCAAUUCACUGGAGCUUCAUUCCAUCCAUUCUAAAGGCUCUUGCUAUUCCAAAUAUUUUCAUAGAGUGGAUUGAGGCCUGCUACUCUGCUGCAUCUUACUCCGUAGCCUUCAAUGAAAGCUUGAUUGGGUAUUUUAAGGGUGCCAAGGGUCUUAAACAAGGUGACCCCCUCUCUCCUAUUUUGUUUGUUAUGGUGAUGAAUAUCCUCUCUAAAUUACUCAAUAAUGCUACUACAAAAGGGAUUUUUAGCUUCCAUCCUAAAUGCAAGAAAAUCUAUCUUACUCACUUAACUUUUGCUGAUGAUUUACUAAUUUUCUGCAAAGUCAAUCUAGAAUCUCUAAUGGGAGUCACCACUGUUCUUGACUACUUCUAG